Athalia rosae (coleseed sawfly) is the source of this 2302-nucleotide messenger RNA. RefSeq lists its product as uncharacterized. The transcript has 5 exons. The coding region runs from base 1 to 1584 and encodes 527 amino acids. The record is from RefSeq and is a predicted model, not a curated record. NCBI's taxonomy places the organism in Eukaryota, Metazoa, Arthropoda, Insecta, Hymenoptera, Athaliidae.
AUGACCAUGGAGCAAACCGAACACGAUUUGAAAUCACAAGCUAGAAGAUUGUCCAGGGGAAGACACGGCUCCGGUUAUCCCUGGCAAAUGUCCGGUUGGACCCCGAGGCUAUCGGCCGACGGAACGAGUGCGAGUGACCCUUACUGCAGAAAACCUAGUCCAAGACUAUCGCAUUCCGUUCCUCACAGCCACGAGCAAAGGAGGCUCGAUUACGGGAUGACGGCGGAACCGGUGACGAGUUGUUACUCGUCUUUGAAUACUCACAGACAGAAAAAUCGAGCUCUAACUUCCGUCGCACCGAAAUUCUCAUCGUACGUCCCAACUUCUGAUCAAACUCACCGGUCAUCUCGUCACGCCGAGCGAAUGACGCGUAACAAAUUGUUGACGACCAACAACGUUGCCGUGGUCAGGAAACCCUGCUACAAGGACGAGCCCGAAGAAUACGAGGAAGAUGAUGUCAACUAUCCCGAUGAAAAUGCCGACGAGGAAGCUCCGGGCGAAGCUGACGAGGAUCAGGACGAGGCUUACGAAUUCAAUGACAAGGAUUACGAAGAACAAGAAGCUGACGACGAGAUCGACGACGAAUCCGAUGCUUUUCAAGCUCAGCUGCAACGCAUGCAAAACAAGACACACCUGAAACCUACGAGUCACAGAUCCCAAGGUUUGCGGCACGCGGAAAAUUGCACUUCGACCGAUCUCAGAAAACUGCGCCAUCAGCAGCAAAUUCAUAAAAUGUUCCAGGAUCAAAAGAUACCGAGACACUACCCUCAACCGUUGGAAACUCAGCAAACGAUCGCGCACGACGUUUCGUACGGCGAUGCUGCCGACGUACUUUCCGACGAGGAGCGCUUACCGCAUUCGAGAAGAUCAUCCCGCGGGAUGUCGGACUCUAAUCAAGCGAUGAACUCGUGGUUUCCGCCCCGUAAAUCGCUCGAGAGAAAUCGAGAACGUCUCGUCCCGCCGGCGGUCACCGGGCAACACGAACAACGCCAGCAUGUUCAUCCGCAACAACAUUUGCAGCACGAGCACCGUCAGCAGCAGCGAUUCGCGCAGCAAUCUAGAAAAUACAGAUCGACCAAACCAGAGUUGGAAUCUCUGAUGAUGCCUGCGCCCGCCCGAUCGAAUCCCCAGUCCAAAAAAUGCUGCAUCUGCGAAGGAUCCACGGAGCCCGUUAUGAUGAAAGUAGGAACUCCGGGGAAAGGGAAUUGCAGACUCCAAGAGUGCAGGGGAUUCACCGUCAAAGGACCGACAGGUGAGGACGGAGAAGCCGAAGAGCAGGUCGUUUGCGCCCGUUGCGCGAGGCGACACAACAUGGAAGAUUUUCAAUCGGGGUGCGAGGCGCCGGUGCCCGAAGGCAACGCUAAUUCUUACGGGAGCAAAUCCCACCGUUCGAGACAACAUCAUCGAUCACCGACUUACGAGUGUAACGCGGAGGACAACAAUCAAAGCCUAGAUGACGUAUACUCGUCCAGACAACUGCAACCCAACGAUACCGUUGAUUACCGAACUCUUGUACCCAGGGAAAGAACUCGACAUUCCGUGCAGUCGGCGAGAAGUCCAUUCCGCGGAACUCGUUACGGCUAAUCGAAUCCAACUGGACUUGUUGUGAUUCUCAUAAAUUUUUAGUAUAACAUUUCAUCAGAAUGAAAUCGAGCGUGUCUCGCGCGGCUUAUUUCCGUGGGUGAUAGAUGAGAUCUGGAGCUCCGUCUCCGGAUUGAAACCACUUACUUACGUAUAUAUUUGAUCGCGUUUAUUUUCCUUGUCAAUUUGUCCUAUAAUAUUGUCAAAAAUCAUAAUCGAGGGGCUGAUAUUAAGUUGAUCUCAAUUACUUUUCCGUCUAUUAUGUAUACGUAUAUAGGUAAUUAUACGUGAUAGGUGGGACGAUUCGGCGGUUCUCUAUCAUUGUUCUCUUCACCUUGAUUUUCGUGCGAAAUAUUUUUAUAAGCGUCGCCCCGCAAUGUAAUAAUUUCAAAUAAAUUUAACAAGAAAAUUAUCAGUAUUAUUGUGUAUAUAUGGUAUAUAAUGAUAAUAUUAUUAAUUGUAAUACUAAUGACGACGAUAAUACUAAUGGGAUGAGUGCAGCUGCAAUCAAGGCGGUGUACUCGCGUCUAUGUCCUAUAAAUAUAUACCUACUUGUAUCAUAACGUCAGUGAAGUUCAUAAAAGUAAAUCGAAGAUGUUUAUCGAGUUUUCCCAUCCUAUUUAUUAAAUAUUAUAAUAGUAGAUCCUUCUUUGCCUGACAUACAUGGAAGAAAAUAAAAAUAAAUGAAAUUGUUUGUAAAUAUGAAUUGAAACAAAAAAUA